Linnemannia hyalina is the source of this 672-nucleotide messenger RNA. The record is from the annotation of a GenBank genome assembly. NCBI's taxonomy places the organism in Eukaryota, Fungi, Mortierellomycota, Mortierellomycetes, Mortierellales, Mortierellaceae.
AUGUCCAGCAGCGCGUCGGCAACAUCAAGGCUCUCCGUUAUGAGCAUGGCGGCCUCACUGCCCAGUGUCGGAGGCUAUUCUUCAGCAGCAUCCUCCAUCUACGCCAAACGCAACACUACCAACAUCCUCGAGCGCCAUCUCAACAAGACCCGUGGAGCCGAGGUCAGUGUCAACGCAUUCGCAUUUUUGUUCUCAGAGAUGCUCCAGUAUACCCAAAAGCGCGUGAACGGAAUUCAGGACCUUGAAAGAAAGUUGAAUGAACUUGGAUACAGGGUCGGAAUUCGAGCAUUGGAUCUAUUGGUCUGGAGGGACAAGAACAGCAAGCGCGAGACUAGAGUACUUGGAAUGCUCUAUUUUAUCCACACCACCGUCUGGAAGACCAUGUUUGGCAAGCAGGCCGACUCUCUCGAAAAGUCCACGGAGAACGAGGACGAAUAUAUGAUUUCGGAUAACGAUCCCAUGGUUUCUAGAUUUAUCUCUGUCCCUAAGGACGUCUCUCAGCUCAACUGCGGAGCUUUCAUGGCAGGAAUCGUCGAGGCUAUCAUGGACGGCUGCCAAUUCCCUUCUCGUGUGACAGCUCACACGGUGCCCAUAGAUGGGUUCCCUCUCCGGACAACCAUUCUCAUCAAGCUUGACCGGGAAGUUUUGGACCGCGAGGAGCAAUUAAAAUAA